Messenger RNA from Archocentrus centrarchus (flier cichlid), 2456 nucleotides. RefSeq names its product vascular endothelial growth factor C-like. The transcript has 8 exons. NCBI's taxonomy places the organism in Eukaryota, Metazoa, Chordata, Actinopteri, Cichliformes, Cichlidae. Gene Ontology annotation, molecular function: growth factor activity; vascular endothelial growth factor receptor 3 binding; chemoattractant activity. Gene Ontology annotation, biological process: sprouting angiogenesis; vascular endothelial growth factor signaling pathway; positive regulation of mast cell chemotaxis. Bases 961 to 2190 code for a protein of 409 amino acids. The record is from RefSeq and is a predicted model, not a curated record. Gene Ontology annotation, cellular component: membrane.
GUCUGAGAGCAGGACGCACGUUCACGCUGUCUGGACUAGAACUUAAAGCGGGACUCUUUCGCCCCCUUUUUUUAUUUCAGUGCAGGGGGGCAGGAUUUUAAAUAAGCCCUUUCUAUUGUUUCAGCUCUCUUUGAUGUCUUUUUUUUAAGGAUCACACAGUCUGACAGAAAAGUUGGGACAGAUUUAGAAAGCGCGGAAGAAAAAAAAGGAUCCAGAGAGACGGAGAGAGCUUUGCCCUGAAGCUUUCUGGGGAAGAAAGAGGAGACAGAUAAAGAGUCAGAAAUAAUCUGAGAAACAGACAGAGGGGAAGGGAAGCGCACAGCUGUUGUGCGAAAACGAGAAAAAAAAAUACAGAUAAAGAAAGCGAGGAGGUGCACAAGUGUGAAGGGCGAGGGAAGGAGACUGACAAGGACGGCCAAGGCUGGAGAGAAAAAAGCGAGAUAAAUGCGAGAAUAAGCAAACAAAAAAAAAAAAAAAGAAAGAAAAGAAAAGAAAAAAGAGACAAAGACUGAGGAGUAAGUCCAGCCCAAGGCCAAGAAAGAUAUAAAGAGAAGACAAAGUGAAGACAAAACUGAAGCAAAGAGCGAUUUAAAGACACCUGACAUCACGGUCAACAGCGAGAAUGGAAGCGCAGCGAGACGAGAGGAGAGGCUAGAGAGAGAGAGAGAGAGGGAAGGAGCUGUGUUUGACACGAGGAAGAGGAGUAGAUUUCCUCAUCAUGAUUUAUUCACUUGAUUUCCCACAUUUAACCAACCUGUGCCAGAAGAGCAACUUCGUCCCAGGAUAGAAUGAAGAGAGGAGCAAAGAGAUAUCUAUAAAAUCUGUGAAACCUCUUCCUUCUCCUCCACCUUCCUCUCCUCCUUCCUGGCUUUCUCUUUACAUCAAGCUUUAAAUCCGACAACUUCCUCUUCUUCUGUCCAGACGUCUCCUCUCCUUUCCCCCUCUCUCUAUUUCCUCACUAUGUGGAUGCCAGCUGUGCUCCUAUGGAUGCUUAAUAUCAGCUAUUUGUGCUCAGGACAAGACUACACAGACUAUUACCCAUCUGGAGACAUGGGCACACAGGCUCCGGUGCAGUCAAAUGACCUGCUCAGUUUGGAGACAAUAACAAAUGUGGAUCAGCUGCUCCAGCUUCUAUACCCUGAAUACAGUGUGAUUCAGCAGUGCCUGAGGAAGAGGUCAUGGCACGGCUCUUCCUCCCCCUCUUCUCCGUCUUUAUCCACAUCUUUAGUGAGCCCUUUACUCAACGCUAAUGAUCAGGACAUGUGGGUUCCAAAGAGGGAGGAGGCUCUCUACAAAGUCGAUGACACUCUGCGAGUCAUCUUAGAGGAGAUCCAGCGAACCUCAUGCCAGCCCAGAGAGGUGUGCAUCGAGGUUGUUAAAGAAUACCCAGAAUCCACCAGUCAAUUCUACCUCCCUCACUGUGUGGCGCUGCAUCGUUGCGGCGGAUGCUGCAACAACGAAGCUUUUUACUGCACGAAUACAAGUUACACUCUCGUGAACAAGACGCUGAUGGAACUGUCCCAGUCUAGGAUGGAUCGCACUGUUGUCAUGGUAACCUUCAUCAACCACACUUCCUGCGAAUGCCUCCAGAAGCGGCCGCUCCGCUCCAUCAUCAGACGAGCAGCAACAGAUCACCUGUGUUCUCCUCCUGAACUCCCCUGUGCCUCAGGCUCCUUAUGGGAUCCAGUAAACUGUGUGUGCAUCUCUGCAGACACGAUAAACUACCCUGAGAGAGAGGCAGAAGUGCUGGACUCAGGCCUGCUGGCUCUCUGUGGGCCCAAUAGAGUUUUGGAUGAGUCCACGUGCGAGUGCAUCUGUCAAAACGGCCUCACUGAAGCCAGCUGUGAUCCAGGCUGGAAACUGGACCACAAUACCUGUGAAUGCCAGUGCGAAGGUCAGGGCGAGGGGAAGUCGUGUCCCGCCGGCCAGAGGUGGAACGAUGAGCUGUGCGGCUGUGUGUGCGCUGCGGAGUGUCCCAGGAACCAGCCCCUGAACCCGGAUACCUGCCUGUGUCAGUGCAGAGAGAGUCAUCAGUCGUGCAUGCGGCAGGGAAAGAAGUUCAACCCAAAUACAUGCAGUUGUUACAGGCUGCCUUGCAGAAACCCCAGACGUGUGUGCCAGGCUGGAUUUUACUACAGCCGCCCAGUGUGUCAGUGCAUCCCCAACUACCUGAGGCCUGAGUGGAAUUAACGAACCAAAGGCAGGCACGGGAACAGGACUGCACACCCUGCCAUUUAUUUGGACUGUUUAGUUUGGAAACAAAAAAGUCAAGAAGGUGGGGAUGUCUCUUGUCAAAAGGGCAGGAAGUGGAGCCGCAUAUGUACAUGUGAUGAGUUCCAACAGACUGCAAGCAGCACAGUGUUGCUUCUCUAUCAACAAAAGGAGGAUUAGAGAGCUUCCCUGAUAAAAAAAGACCGAAGUCCCCACCCCUACACAGUAAAAAAAAAAAAAAAAAA